GGUUGAAUGGGGAAGCUGCGAGGUCAAGUCGGCUGCAUCUUGCAUUACAUUGCAGCAGCUGCUGCCGUCCAGUUGUCCGUUCAGGGCGAGUUCAGGUAUGUACCGAGCACCCUCUGGCCAAAAAGACCGAUACACCAAAAACCGACUCAAGAUGGGCCCGCCCCCAAGUCCCGUUCACGAACGCAUCACUCCCUAACAAGCUGUGUACACACCAUUAGACUAGAUAAAUGAGUGAUAUUGGGGUAGUAGAAAUAGCAAC
Chaetomium fimeti is the source of this 259-nucleotide messenger RNA. RefSeq lists its product as uncharacterized. The record is from RefSeq and is a predicted model, not a curated record. The coding region runs from base 7 to 231 and encodes 74 amino acids. The transcript has a single exon. NCBI's taxonomy places the organism in Eukaryota, Fungi, Ascomycota, Sordariomycetes, Sordariales, Chaetomiaceae.